Andrographis paniculata is the source of this 1066-nucleotide messenger RNA. RefSeq names its product iron-sulfur assembly protein IscA-like 1, mitochondrial. Lineage: Eukaryota; Viridiplantae; Streptophyta; Magnoliopsida; Lamiales; Acanthaceae. Gene Ontology annotation, molecular function: 2 iron, 2 sulfur cluster binding. Gene Ontology annotation, cellular component: mitochondrion; cytoplasm. The transcript is spliced from 3 exons. Gene Ontology annotation, biological process: iron-sulfur cluster assembly. The record is from RefSeq and is a predicted model, not a curated record. Bases 360 to 737 code for a protein of 125 amino acids.
CACAGCAGCCGCCAGCACUGCACACUGCACCAGUUCUUCCUCUCGCCCUUCCUCUUCUUCUACGCCUGUUCUUUCUUUCUUUCUUCCAUUCCUUCUUCUUCUUCUUCCAUUCUUUCUUUCACCCACCCUCCUGGUCCUGGAGCUCUGCUCCGCCCGGUUCGGAGACAGCAGAACCGAAACCGAACCGUGAGAAACCGGUUUCGGUUGAUGGCGGUUUAGUCCUAAUAGAAUAGGAUAAAUUCGGUCGCCCGAUCCGGUUAAAAGUUUAUUCGAAUGAGUUUUAGUUAAAAGAAGAUCGUAGACUGUUUGAAUCCUCUCUUUCUAUCAGGUCUCGGUCUCGAGAGAUCGCCGGAGUCACCAUGCGAAAGCAAGUCCUAUCCUUGACGGAAGCUGCGGCUUCCAGGAUACGUCAGCUCCUCGAUAAGCGCCAGCGCUCUUUCCUCAAGCUAGGUGUCAAGGCACGCGGCUGCAACGGAUUAUCCUACACCCUCAAUUAUGCCGAUGACAAAGGAAAGUUCGAUGAGCUAGUUGAGGACAAAGGAGUGAAGAUAUUGAUUGAUCCCAAGGCCCUAAUGCAUGUGAUAGGAACAAAGAUGGAUUUUGUUGAUGACAAACUGAGAUCUGAGUUCAUAUUCAUCAAUCCAAACUCCACGGGGCAGUGCGGGUGUGGAGAAUCGUUCAUGACAAUGAGCAGCACCGAAGCAACAAAGCGAGGCGGCAGCAGCAGCAGCUCCUGAACAUAAUUAUACUAACUUGCUUAUGCCACAAAAUUUCUAUGUUUGUACACACAGUUUAGUCUAGAUCAGAUCAGACCCGAUUGAACAAAAAAAUUAUACAAAGCUCAAGAUCGCACUUGGGCUGCUUGCGUCUGCCAUAUCUAUCUAUAUAUACAUGCCUGUGUAAGUAUUUUCGCCAUAAUCAAUUUUCUAUGAUGUAUUUGGUGAUAUGUAAAUUACCUUUGUUGUCACUAUCCAUCAGCUAUUAUGUAUUUUGAUAAAAUAAAUCAGACAAAUACAGAGAGGCACGAAAUAGAAUCAUUUUUACCCUGUGUUGUUCUCUCCAUCCA